Messenger RNA from Xenopus laevis (African clawed frog), 1909 nucleotides. RefSeq names its product serine/threonine-protein kinase N-like. The transcript has 3 exons. The coding region runs from base 1382 to 1825 and encodes 147 amino acids. The record is from RefSeq and is a predicted model, not a curated record. NCBI's taxonomy places the organism in Eukaryota, Metazoa, Chordata, Amphibia, Anura, Pipidae.
AGCACUAGUGUGGAUGAUAUGUAAGGAAGGGCCAAAAUGGAAAUAUUAGUAGCAAAAAUCAGAAGAAUAAAUUCCUACAAUAAAGAUCCCUAGUGUUUAUGGGUGCAGGGAACUGAUCAGAGUAGGUCCCCUGCCAGUAAUAUACGGCAGUAAUAUUCAGCUGUUUUUAACCAUUAGUCUGUACAGUCCCCUAAGUACAUUGGGGUCACCAGGACCCACACUUGGUUGGCAGGGGUGUCCAGGGCCUUGAUUGCACCAACCUUUUGUAUGUGCCCUAAUUGGCUUCUUCAUUCUAUUAAAGCUGCUACUGGUUGGUGUUACUGGUUAUUUCGGAGCAGCAAACAUAUUCAGUAGCGCAGUAUAACUGGGAAGAAUAGAGAAAGGGAAAAACAGUAUUCAAAGCUUUAUGUGUCAAAGAGUGUUUGGCUCACAAUCUCUUUUUGUCUCUCCCCAAAAAAAUGAAAUACUAAGAGCGAUCUUAGUGAUCUGAGCGAUUUGCAGCGACUCCAAAAAGCGACAAAGAAGAGGAUAAAGAAGAAAAAAAACAGUCUUUUUAAAGACUACCAACUUACAUCAAGAGCAGAGAAAUUACAGCAACCUGCUCAACCCAUUGCGGGUCAUCAGGAGGAAGGUAGGGAUCCUGAAUUUAUCCCUCUGGUAAUAUUUAUUACAUAGCAGAUGAGGUUGAAAAAAAGACACACGUCCAUCAAGUUCAACCUUUUUGUCUAAAUAAAACCUGUGUAACUGCUAGCUGAUCCAGAGGAAAGUGGGGGCUAACAGUUAUAAUGAUCUGAUUUGUGGAACAAAUAAAUGGGAGGGGAUUGUCUGAAAAAGGGGAGGGUCUGGGUGGACCUUUGACUUGUGACAGGUACAGAAAGCAAGUUUUUAUUUCAGAAUUCAGGGUUUAGUGGAGCCGAUAAAGACACUGGGAUGGGGGGACAUAUUAAAGACGAUGAUUAUUGUCGUUUUUAGCUACAAAUAGUCUUUAAAAUUUCCACAUAUAUAUAUUUGGGAGUCAGGGGCUGAGAUCCCGGAGCAAUAUUUGGGCUUCCCACAGUGCGACAGUCAUGCUGAUAUAGUUCCAGGGGUAAACUAGCAGCAAAUAAGCACUUGUAUAAGUACAUUUAUAAGCAACUAAAAUAGUUUAAUUAAUAGUUUAAUGAUAUUAGUUUAAAUAAUAGUUUAAUUUAAGGGCUAGUUCUCUUAGAAUGUCCUAUGCAUGGUAACAGCAGGUCAUUGUUAAUAUGUGUAGUGGGAAAGUUACAGAGAGAUGCUUGUCCUGAGCUUGCCAUUUACCAGCAGCUACAAACAUUUGUAUUCUUUAUCUCCACUAAAGCAGUGACUUAUACCAACCUUUUUUUCCUGAUACAGGAGCGUCAAGAUGGGCGCCAAACUGUGCAACAUCCUGCACCGGCACCGGCAUACUGAGACUGUUGACAUCAAUCAGUCUUUUGAUGCUUGUGAGCCCUGGGUGAGUAUUUGCUUUUCAGGUAUGAAGCAGGAGCUGCUGAGAGACAUCCGGAAGGAGAUGAGGAUAGCAGCAGGGGCGCAAAAGCUGUACCUUGUCACCAAGGACAGACAGACCAAAGCCCAAGUGAAGGAGCUGAGGAACAUCAGUGAGAGGAAGGUGAAAGCCCUUUUCUCCUCUCUCCACAAGCUCAAUGUGCAGCUAGCUCAGAGGGAAGCAGAGAAUUCUCCAGAUGCAGUUCUGGAGACUACAAGGGACACCGAUGUCAACUUCCCUGCACCAGAGAUCACUGCGCCUGAGGUUCAGGUCAUUUCAGUCCCCGCCAGUGAUUCAUCACAAGUGAGUAUAUUACAUUGACACCAUUCAUUUCUUGGACACAAACACUGCCCUUAUCAUAUCCAUGUAAAGCCACAUUCAAUAAUUGCCUGUCUCUUGUUUGCA